Amyelois transitella is the source of this 2539-nucleotide messenger RNA. It is a transcript of the gene Sap130, whose product is annotated as translation initiation factor IF-2. Gene Ontology annotation, biological process: negative regulation of transcription by RNA polymerase II. The record is from RefSeq and is a predicted model, not a curated record. Lineage: Eukaryota; Metazoa; Arthropoda; Insecta; Lepidoptera; Pyralidae. Gene Ontology annotation, cellular component: Sin3-type complex. The transcript is spliced from 12 exons. Bases 312 to 2348 code for a protein of 678 amino acids.
GUGAUACUGUUUUUAAAUAAAAGUGAUUUUACACUGGUUUCUCUACCGAUUCGGUAUAGGGAUGUAUUUAGGAUUCCAAUGGGUUCUCAACUUGGGUCUCACUCAAAGUAGACAUAGACAAUGCUAGUAUUUAUUUUCAGUUUGAUUGACGUUUCGAAUAUUUAGCUUCGUUGUUGCAUUCUUUUUGGGGUCGUCUUGGAUAAUUUAUUUCUUGUUCUGUUGUGAGAGUUAAAUUGUAUUGUAAAGUGAAAAAUUAAAUAACAGCAGAUUUGCUCAUUGUAGUGAUAGUUUCAUUAUAAACAGUGUCCAUUAUGAGUAGCAAUUUAGAAAACGAUAGGUCGGUCACUACUGGCAAAAUGUAUCCUAUCGAUUUGGCGCCGCAGAAGAUAACUAUUGUAAAGAAUGUCUCAAGCGAAGUUAAAAUGGCUCACGUUAUUCCUUGCCAACCGAAGACAACAUCGUCGGGGCAAAUUAUUACCCACGCCGGACCGGUAGGAUUGAUGCGUCCAGCUGCCCAGAUUCUCGCUCCCAAUGUCGCAUCUCAGCCACAAAUGAUUGUAAGUGGAUCACCAAUUCUACAAGGCACCCAGAUUAUGUCGCAAGGACAGAGUACCCAGAUCAUGUCCCAGUCACAGUUGAUAACUCCAAGUGGGCAGUUAAUUAGUCCAGGGACACAGAUCAUAAGUCAAGGAACUCAGUUAUCAGCUCCUUUGAAUAACACAAGCAAUACACAGACAAGUGUGGCGGCUACAGUGAGUGGCACACAGGUGGUGAAUAUGGGUGCUCAAUUGGUAAGCGGACCGGCCAAUUUAGUAAUGAGCCCUUCUGUACGUACUCUACCACCAGUGAGGGUGCUACCACCAUUGCCCCAUCAUAAUACUAGACCAGUGAUAUCAAACAUGACAGUGAGUUCAGCAGGCAAUGUGUUUGUCGGUAAGAGCGUGGCGGUGACAAGCCACACGCCACAUGUGCCGCGCGGACUCGCAGCCGGCGCUUCACUGGCUAUAAGGCAAGUGCUGCCAGGAGUUGGAUCACAACCGGUCAAUUCAGGUACAGCGUGGUCGAGCAACAACCGCGGCCCCCGCAACGCGCUCGUGUACGGAGCCCGGGGCCCGCUGCCCCGCGCGGCGCCGCGCCCCGUGACCCCCGCACCCGCCUUCCCCACCACGCCUAUAUCGACUCCCGCGCAGCAUUCUGCGAUCGUCACGCUCGCUACUACGUCUGUUUUGACAACUGGUGGAGUGAUAUCCGGUGCAAUAAGAAGCGUAGCUCCAAGAGCCACUACUCUGACGCCAACCACCACCACAGCUGGACCUCGUGCAUUGCCCUUGUUGCAGAGGAAUUACCCACCUAAGGUGUUAGGCGUGGGCAGCGUGCGCGGCGUGGUGGGCAACAGUGCGCCCGCGCAGCUCUACUACGAGGUGCCGCGACCCGCGCCCACGCCGCCCUCGCCGAGACCCGCCGCGCCACAUCAAGUGAGUGUGGUGAAUACGGUCCAGUCUCAGCCGUUGCCGGAAAGCCGGCCGCCGGCCACCGUCACCCCGGUCCUGCCAAGACCUUCCAUACUCAGGAAACGAGAUGUUGACGAUUCGCCAACAAAAACGGGCGGCGUGGGUCCCCCGGUGUACGGGCGCGCGGACGGCACCGGGUGGGAGGACGUGCCCACGGGCUCGGCGCGCGGCUCCGGCGGCUCCGGGGGCUCCACCACCAUCUCCGCCUCGUCCUCGCCCGCGCCCGACGACGAGCCCGACCCGCCGCAACUGGACGGCGGCGUGUCGCCGAGGAAGAAACCCAGGAAGCAGAUGUUGACUAAUGAAGUAAGACAAUGUGAAUUCCCUCAAGAAGAGGCGCCUCCGACGCCGCCGCCAAUCGUUCCUCCUAAACGUCCCCAACUCAAGUCAAGCUACGUGUGCAGUUGGCGGGCGACCGCGUUACACUUCACUCGGCCUUCGGACGUCCGCAAGAAAGAGCCUCGAGCUAAGGACAUCAUAGCGAUCGCGAGUCAGAAACAUGUUCUGGCCAGCGCUGAUGGAUGGAAGGUCCACCAUUUGACCGCUCAGAUGGAGGAUUUGAUAUCACUGGAAUCAGAUGUAAGCAGGCAGCAGGGAGGUUUAUUGAAGUCAUUGGAGACGGCGUCAGGACGGGUACUUUCGUCCCUCAAACCUCAUUCGCACACAUUAUUAGAAUUGCUUAAGAGUAACAUACAAAGAAGCAAAAAAGUUUGCGAAGGUAUCGAAGAAGCCCGAGAUGACCUCCUCAAGGUGUUCACUCAUAGAAAUUUUGUCUCCGACAUCCUCACUCGCCAGGCUGAUAAGCGGUCCUUUAGAAAACAUAGAUCGCAAUCGUAGCAUAAAUAUUAAAUUAAUGAUCUGCAGAUAACAUAAUAAUAUUGUACAUAAUAAAUAAGUAGCUAAGGUGUACAUUUUAAAAAUAAAUUAUAAUUAAGUUAAAAGGAAAUGCUUGAAGACAUGCAUUUUGUUUCAUGACUUGGAUUUAUUUUAAUAAUAAACUUUAUUCAAUAAAUUGUUUUAUUGACAAA